This is a messenger RNA of Ectocarpus siliculosus, 1008 nucleotides long. The record is from the annotation of a GenBank genome assembly. NCBI's taxonomy places the organism in Eukaryota, Phaeophyceae, Ectocarpales, Ectocarpaceae.
AUGCUUGUCAUUCGUCAUCUCAUCACCAUUACCACCACACCCAACCAAGCGAGGGAAGUACCAAGCAUGCGGGUGUCUGGAGGGCUGCUGGCGACAUUGGUGACCGUCACGAGUGCCUCGUCGAGGCUGGACGUGAUCGAUUUGCCAACGGGAUUCUCUCCGGAAGGCAUCACCAGCGGCGGAGGAUGGACUGCCUUCGUGGGCUCCUUGGUUGAUGGAAACAUCUGGAAGGGCGACCUCAAGACCGGCGAGGGCGAAGUGAUGGAGCUUGAUGCCCCGGGCCCCGCCGCAGGCCUGAGUCACGACCGCCGAUCCGGCUACCUCUUCGUCGCUGGGGCAUUCAGCGGCACGGGACGCGUGUACGAUGAGGACUUCGCUUUGGUUGCCGAUCUGGACUUUGGUGACGUGGGCACGUCGAUCAUAAAUGACGUUGUCGUCACGAAGGGCGCCGCGUUCUACACGGACUCGUUCCAACCGCACAUCUACAAGGUGAACCUCGACAGGGAGACCGGCGCGUUGGUGGAUGGGUCAUCCUUUGAGACUCUCGUUCUUGGCGACAACUUUCCCUUCGUGGAAGAAGCGAUCAAUCUAAACGGCAUCGAGGUCACAGACGACGGCAGUGCUCUGAUCGUUGUCAACAGUGAAUCCCAGCAGGUUUACGCCGUUGACCCGGACACCGGCGACGCAACUGUGAUCGACCUCGGCGGCGACGUCCUUGGGCCGCGCGGCGAUGGGUUGGUGCUGCGCAAGAACACACUCUGGGUCUCCGACAACGUUCUCGAGCAGAUAUAUGAGGUGUCCCUUUCGGCUGACCUGUCUUGCGGAUCGGUGGCGACCCGCACGCUAUCGAACCCCCUCUUCGACCGUCAGACCACGGCCAUGCGCAAGGGAAACUCUCUGUAUGCCGUGAACGCCAAGCUCGACGUGGCCGAAGAGGACAUAGCCACCACGGCGUACGAGAUUGUCCGUGUCGACCGAGACGGCGGAGAGCUGGCGUGCGACGAAUGA